AUGAGUAUAUCAUUCAAACCACAAAAUACUAAGGCAGUUGCCACGAAACGAAUAAUAAGAGAUUUGAGAGAUCUUCAAAAACUGCCUGUACCUGGACUUGGCGUUAGCUGUCCAGAUGAAUCGAAUCCAUUUCUUUUACAUUGUAAUGUAUUGAUCAACGAUGGUCCUUAUCGUGGCGUUAUGAUUCAUUUAAUUCUUCAUAUUCCCGAAGAUUAUCCAUUAACAGGUCCUGCUGGAAAUAUAGCACCGGGCUUAGAAUUCGAUUCGACUUAUCAUGGUCAUAUUCAUGAGGACAGAAUACAUGGACAUGCUUUAUGUAAUGAUUUAUUAACAAAUUAUGCUUCAUAUUUUCGACACAUUGAUCAAGGUAGUGCUAAACAAGCUAGUGGAUGGAGUCCAGGUUAUACAUUGUCUACUGCUCUCCUUCAAAUUGUUACGUUUUUUGCUGAACCUGAUCUGCCGUAUACGCCAUCUUUACCAAAUAUUAAUCGUUUGCAUGAUAUGGUAAAAAAAUUUAAAUGCUUAACCUGCAGUCAUACAUAUGAUCAACCAAAUCCAACAAUUGUUGAUUAUACCGUAAUAAAUGCUACACAAAUCGAUAAAUCUGAAGAAGAAGAAUUAAAAUUGCAACGUGAAUUAAUAGAAAAAUUAACAUGUGGUGUAACAAAACUAAAUAUUUUAGAAGAUAAAAUUUGUUUAGGUUAUCCAUUAUUAAUAAAACGUGAUCGAUAUGGUCGUUUAUGGUCAGACCUUAUUUUAGAACUUAUUUCAUAUGAUGCAUAUGUUGCUGAAAUACAAAAAUCCGGUGAAAAUAAAUUAGAUUAUUAUGAAAAUUUUAAAUUUCGUUCAGUAACAGGAAAAGAUUAUAAUCAUUGGUUACCAAUAUAUAUAAAUGAAGAACAUUUUCAAAGAUGUCAAACACUUAUUCAAAAUAGUAUUAGUAUUAUUUAUAAUGGUACUGCUUUAGGUAGUACUCAAUAUGAUUUUAAACCUUCAAUGGCUUUAAGUGUUCUAACAACAUUAAUAAAUAAAUCAGGUGUACAAUUAUUUAAUGGACAAAUGUUUGAAUCAAAACAUGCUAUUGAAGCGUAUUGUCAUUUUUUACGUUUAUUAAUGCAUUUUAUUGAUAUUUAUCCUGAAUUAGAUUAUCAAAUUAAUGAUACUAUUGAAAAUUUUACUAAAGAUUUAGAUAAGCGAAAUAAAAAAUGUGUAUCUGAUAUUGGUGAAUUUUUAAUAAAAAUUGCGUUAUCAAAAAAAUAUUCAUUUGAAAAUAUAAAAGAAUAUGUUUAUGAAGAAUAUUUUGCUCGACAAAUCUAUUGGAUUCAACGUAGUAACAUAAUCGAAAAUUUACUUGAUAUACAAACUCAACACCUACCUCAAAUAUUUCAAUCUGUUAAAGUAUCAAAUCAUUUAUUAGUAUUCAAUUUAGAAAUGGCUGCAACAUUUAUUUCUACUAGUGUAAAACAACAUUUGGAUCGAUCAUAUGGAUAUCCAUCGGAUAUUGUCGUUGAAAAAUUUCAACAACGAUUAAAAGCUAUUAAAUCUAUGAAUCAAUACAGUGAUCUUGUUAAAGUUAUUAAAAUGGAUACGAUAAUUCAAUCACCGAAAGAUAUGAUUGACUUGUUAAUACGUUCAAUUAAAAUAUCAAAUAAACAAGGUUAUACAAAUAUAUUAUCGGCUGCGGAAGAACAAGAUCAAAAACUCGAUCAACGAACACGAUAUAUAAAGCAACAGCAAUAA
Rotaria sp. Silwood2 is the source of this 1740-nucleotide messenger RNA. Lineage: Eukaryota; Metazoa; Rotifera; Eurotatoria; Philodinida; Philodinidae. The record is from the annotation of a GenBank genome assembly.